Molecule: messenger RNA, 1006 nt
Organism: Entrophospora candida
Lineage: Eukaryota; Fungi; Glomeromycota; Glomeromycetes; Entrophosporales; Entrophosporaceae
Source: the annotation of a GenBank genome assembly
AUGAAUAUUGGUAAUACUGAUAAUUUAUCAAAGACGUUUUCUUUUAAACGUAAAAGAAAAUUGGAUUCCAAUUCUACCUCAACAACUGCUGAUUUUACAAACGAUGAAACACCCUCUAGAAAAAAAAGAAGCAACAACACAAUACUUUCAAAAAAACACCCGCUUGGUAUAAUACCAUGGGGUAAUUAUUAUUAUUUAUCAACGCAAAAAGACUUUAAAGGAGAUUGUCGAGCAUCUAGUCUUGGUGAUCUUGCUUACUUAAUUGAUGAGCUGAUUUUAGAAAUAAUUGGAUACCUUGAUCCAAAAGAUUUACUAAACCUUUCCUCUACUAGCAAGGUUUUAUAUUGUUUUGCGACUUUUGAUGAGUUAUGGAAACAAUUCACUAUACAAAGAUUUGGCGGUGAUUGGAUUUGGGAAGGGACAUGGAAACACACAUUUUUGAAAACAUCAUCAUUAUUUAAAGAAAAUAUUGGCAAAAACAAAAUUACUUCCAAGCCAACAACAACAACUGUUCACCUAAAUAAUUUCUUUAGUGAUGUGUUAUUUCAACCAUUUCUUUGCAGUUCAAUUGAACUGGAUCAACAAUACCUUGGAAAUGAAUCCAUAGAUCAUAGAUCAAAUCUUACUAUGGAUGAAUUUAUUAACAAGUAUGCCAUUCCAAACAAACCAGUAAUUAUCACAGACAUAGUUACUAAUUGGCCAGCUUUUAAAAAAUUGUCAUUGGAGUAUUUGGUUGAAAAUUUUGGUGAUGUUAAGUUUCAUGCAGAAGCAAUUGAUAUUAAAUUAAAGAAUUAUAUUCAGUAUGCAAAAAAUACUAUGGAUGAGAGCCCACUGUAUUUGUUUGAUAAGAAUUUUGGUGAUACUUACCUGAUUACAGCACAUUCAGGAUCAACUUUUCAUAAAGAUCCUAAUUCCACAUCUGCAUGGAAUGCAGUUAUAAAAGGCUCUAAAAAAUGGAUAAUGUAUCCUCCAGAUUCUUUACCACCAGGUGUUUUCACCAGUGCAG